Epinephelus fuscoguttatus (brown-marbled grouper) is the source of this 3631-nucleotide messenger RNA. RefSeq names its product minichromosome maintenance complex component 2 (gene mcm2). The coding region runs from base 94 to 2766 and encodes 890 amino acids. Gene Ontology annotation, biological process: mitotic DNA replication initiation; DNA replication; double-strand break repair via break-induced replication. Gene Ontology annotation, molecular function: single-stranded DNA binding; ATP binding; single-stranded DNA helicase activity. Lineage: Eukaryota; Metazoa; Chordata; Actinopteri; Perciformes; Serranidae. The record is from RefSeq and is a predicted model, not a curated record. The transcript is spliced from 20 exons. Gene Ontology annotation, cellular component: MCM complex; nucleus.
UUGAGCGUCACGUGGUCAUUUCGCGCGAAAAGCGACUCCGGGCAGGAAGAAGAGGUUUCUCUACAAGCAGCAGACAGAGACAGACACGGAACAAUGGCGGAUUCCUCCGAGUCAUACCACAUGGCCACCAGCCCCACCCGAGCGUCCAGGAGGGGAGACCUGACCUCCAGCCCCGGACGAGACCUGCCCCCCUUCGAGGAUGAGUCCGAGGGACUGCUGGGGGACACAACAGUGCACGGAGAGGAGGAGGAAGAUGGGGACGGAGAGGAGCUGAUCGGAGACGGGAUGGAGAGAGAUUACCGAGCCAUCCCGGCGCUGGAUCGUUACGAGGCGGAGGGUUUGGACCUGGACGAUGAGGAUCUGUCAGAGCUGUCACCUGGAGCUCGGGCUGCCGCUGAAGAGGCCAUGAGGAGGAGGGACAGGGAGCAGGGCAUCAGUGGGCGGCUGAGGAGAGGGCUGCUCUACGAUAGUGAAGAUGAGGACGAAGAGCGUCCUGCAGCUCGGCGAAGGCGACUGGCUGAGCGUGCAGCAGAGGGCAUUGCAGAUGGAGAGGAAGAGGAAAUGAUCGAGAGCAUCGAGAACUUGGAGGACAUGAAGGGCCACACUGUGAGGGAGUGGGUGUCCAUGGCGGCUCCCAGGUUGGAGAUCUACAACCGCUUCAAGAACUUCCUGCGGACUCACGUGGACGAAAACGGCCACAACGUCUUCAAGGAGAAGAUCAGCGACAUGUGCAAAGAGAAUAAGGAGAGUCUGGUUGUGAACUAUGAGGACCUCGCAGCCAGAGAGCACGUCUUGGCCUACUUCCUGCCAGAGGCUCCAACUGAGAUGUUGAAGGUCUUUGAUGAAGCAGCGAAAGAGGUGGUGCUGGCCAUGUACCCGAAAUACGACCGCAUUGCCCACGAGAUCCACGUCCGCAUCAGCAACCUGCCGUUAGUGGAGGAGAUCCGCUCGCUCAGGCAGCUCCACUUGAACCAGCUGAUCAGGACCAGCGGCGUGGUGAGCAGCUGUACCGGCGUCCUCCCUCAGCUCGGCAUGGUCAAGUACAACUGUAACAAGUGUAACUUCGUGCUGGGGCCCUUCUUCCAGUCCCAGAACCAGGAGGUGAAGCCGGGCUCCUGUCCCGAGUGUCAGUCCCAGGGGCCCUUCGAGAUCAACAUGGAGGAGACAGUGUACCAGAACUACCAGAGAAUCACCAUCCAGGAGAGCCCUGGUAAAGUAGCCGCCGGCCGUCUACCACGCUCCAAAGAUGCCAUCCUGCUGGCCGACCUGGUGGACAACUGCAAGCCUGGAGACGAGAUUGAGCUGACAGGCAUCUACCACAACAACUAUGACGGCUCUCUGAACAUGGCGAACGGCUUCCCCGUGUUUGCCACGGUGAUCUUAGCCAACCACAUCACCCGCAGAGAUGAGGGAGUCGCUAUGGCUGAGCUGACUGACGAAGACGUCAAGGCCAUCGUCGCCCUGUCCAAGGACGAACGCAUCGGAGAGAGGAUCUUUGCCAGCAUGGCGCCAUCCAUCUACGGUCACGAGGACAUUAAGCGAGGCCUGGCCCUGUCGCUGUUUGGAGGAGAGCCCAAAAAUCCAGGUGGGAAACACAAAGUGCGAGGAGACAUCAACGUGCUGCUCUGUGGAGACCCGGGAACCGCCAAGUCCCAGUUCCUCAAGUACGUGGAGAAGGUGGCGAGUCGUGCUGUGUUCAGCACAGGUCAGGGAGCCUCGGCCGUUGGUCUGACUGCUUACGUCCAGAGACACCCAGUCAGCCGCGAGUGGACGCUGGAGGCCGGAGCGCUGGUGCUGGCUGACCGUGGCGUCUGUCUGAUCGAUGAGUUCGACAAGAUGAACGAUGCAGACAGGACGAGUAUCCACGAGGCCAUGGAGCAGCAGAGCAUCUCCAUCUCCAAAGCCGGCAUCGUCACCUCACUGCAGGCCAGAUGCACCGUCAUCGCUGCCUCCAACCCCAUCGGUGGCAGAUACGACCCCUCGCUGACCUUCUCUGAGAACGUGGACCUGACAGAGCCGAUCGUGUCACGUUUUGACAUCCUGUGUGUCGUCCGAGACACUGUCGACCCUGUGCAGGAUGAGAUGUUGGCGCGCUUCGUGGUUGGCUCCCACAUCAAACAUCACCCUAGCAACAAGGAGGGGGGCGUGGCCUUAGAGGAAGUGGUCCUGCCCAACACGUCUGACGUGCCGCCGAUUCCCCAGGAGCUCCUGAGGAAGUACAUCAUCUACGCCAAGGAGCGGGUUCAUCCCAAACUGAACCAGAUGGACCAGGACAAGGUGGCUCGCAUCUACAGCGACCUCCGCAAAGAGUCGAUGGCGACAGGCAGCAUCCCCAUCACAGUUCGUCACAUCGAGUCCAUGAUCCGCAUGGCCGAGGCCCACGCCAAGAUGCACCUCAGGGACUACGUGCUUGAGGACGACGUCAACAUGGCCAUCAGGGUGAUGCUGGAGAGCUUCAUCGACACACAGAAGUUCAGCGUCAUGAGGAGCAUGAGGAAGACGUUCGCCCGUUACCUGGCCUUCCGCAGGGACAACAACGAGCUGCUGCUAUUCAUCCUCAAACAGCUGGUGGCCGAGCAGGUCGCCUACCAGAGGAACAGAUACGGCGUUCAGAACGACACCAUUGAGAUCGCAGAGAAAGACCUGCAGGACAAGGCGAGACAGAUCAACAUCCACAACCUGACGUCCUUCUACGACAGCGACCUCUUCCGCUCCAACAAGUUCAGCCAUGACGGGAAGAAGAAACUGAUCCUGCAGCAGUUCUGAGAGCCUUCAGCACCCAUUCCUCCUCUUCCUCCUCCUCUCCUUAUUAUAGUGCUUCAUGAACUCGAUUUCACGGCCCAAAAUGGGUCAUGGGGAAAAAAGUACUUGGGUUUCCAUCAUGUCUGGAUUCCAUCUUUAGAUCCCAACUGAAGGACUCUUUUGUAUGGGAUAGUUUUGGUGGAGGAAGCAGCCAGUCGAAGGUUGAGUUGACUUAAUUUGAAUCUUAAAGUAGCAGUAAAAGAGGUGGAUGUGUGUGCUUCACAAAGUGGUGAAAGUUCCACUGAUCGCGCAGCGGCAUUGUUUGAGUAUCUGGUGACUGGCAGUGAAGGUUUUACAGUGAUGUAUGUUCUUGCGCUGCGUCACCACACGACAUGAAGAGUUUGGUUCCAGAAUAAGAGCAAACCUUAAUGAAAGUUAUUUAACUGCAUAAAAAUCAAAUAACAGAAUCUAGCUCUUCAGGUGUUCAGGUCGUUCCACUCUGCUGUUCCUCCUGUGUUCUCCGCCUCUUCCUGUCUCUAUCCGCCCUCAGGUGGGGCUGAUUGUAAAUAAAUGUACAUGUUUAUGUCCGUGCUGUCGAAGAAACAGGAUUUAUUGUCUCACAUAAAUUUGUUAGAUCCCUCUCUGUUACGAGCUGAUGUUAAGAUGGACAUUUUACAGAUUCACUGUCUCUAGAUUUUUGCAUUUCAAGCUCUUUCUGCUCGGUGUGUUCUGAGGUUUGCGUUCAUGUGAAGUGAACGUCGCGGGAAUUUAAACCUCCACAACUUGAUAAAAGUGCAGAUUUGGAUGGAAUUUGUUAAAAAAAAAAAAAAAGUGUUUAAAACAAAAGUUGGAUUGUAGGUGUGUUUUGAUAAUAAACUUGUAUUUGUUA